This is a messenger RNA of Daldinia caldariorum, 1101 nucleotides long. RefSeq names its product snare-like protein. The transcript is spliced from 2 exons. Gene Ontology annotation, cellular component: nucleus; cytoplasm; TRAPP complex. Gene Ontology annotation, biological process: endoplasmic reticulum to Golgi vesicle-mediated transport. The coding region runs from base 255 to 929 and encodes 224 amino acids. Lineage: Eukaryota; Fungi; Ascomycota; Sordariomycetes; Xylariales; Hypoxylaceae. The record is from RefSeq and is a predicted model, not a curated record.
UCUUCACUUCAAUACCUAGUGGUAGGCCGUAAGACCCCUGAAUAUGUUCUAGCUUCCCCCCUGUCCCUUAAUUCACUGAAGACUACCUAAAAUAGUGGGGCAGCUUCAGGUCCACUACCUCUAUCGAUAGCUCAACUUCACAUACCUAACCCAAGCUCUUGUUACCCUUCUGCCCUUCUACAUAUUCUUCUUGUCCUCAAUCCUACCUAAACGAACGCACGCACACCAGCGCAUAGCCGGCAGCAAAUGUAGCAAUGGCGACCACGAUACCUUCGAUAGCCUGUCUUGGAGUCAUAGGGCGAAACAACAACCCCCUCCACAUAACCAUCUUCCCCUCCUACGACCCCGCGAGCAACACCCGCGCCCCGCUACGCACCCCCCUGCAGUUCUCCCUCCUUCUCAGCAGCACCCUCGACAUCUUCGACACGCGCGCGCGCCGCGCCGCCACCACCGCCCCUAACACUUCUACUGCUGCAACAGCAACAGCAGCCGGCAGCGCACCCCUGCUCACGGGCGAUUUCGGCCUCCUGCACGCCGUCGACGAGCGCCUGGCCGCGUACGGUUUCGAGACGAACACGGGGGUGAAGUUCGUCGCUGUGGUGGACAUGCGGGGACGCUACAGCGGUGGCCUUGGUCCCGCCGGUUCUGCUCCCGGAGGAGCAGGGGGAGGGGUCGCGGGGAUGCGAGGCGGCGUCGGACUCAGGGAGACGGAGCUGCGCGUCGUGUUCCGCGCCAUGCAGACGGCGUACGUGCGGCUGCUGCAGAACCCGUUCUACGACCCGGACGAGCACGCGCCGCUCGCGGGACCAGGAGGAGGAGGAGGUGGUGGUGGUGGUGGUGUCGGCGGGAAGAGGAUUACGAGUCACAAGUUUGCCGAGGAGAUGAGGAGGAUUGGGGAGGGGUGGGCGCCUGGGGUGACGAAUUUAUAGGUAGUUGGUUGCGUGAUGAAGAAGAAGAAGAAAGAAGAGGAGAAGGAGGAAGAAGGGGGGAGGAGGAGGAGGAUAUAUACGAGACGAGUCUCGGUUUGGGACAACUUGGCUGUUCAAAAUGAGUACCUAAGAUUAGGUACCUAACCUAAUGCAUAUGAAAAAAGGCGUUAUG